Dictyostelium purpureum is the source of this 807-nucleotide messenger RNA. RefSeq lists its product as uncharacterized. The transcript is spliced from 3 exons. The record is from RefSeq and is a predicted model, not a curated record. NCBI's taxonomy places the organism in Eukaryota, Evosea, Eumycetozoa, Dictyosteliales, Dictyosteliaceae. The coding region runs from base 1 to 807 and encodes 268 amino acids. Gene Ontology annotation, molecular function: RNA binding.
AUGGGAAAUUAUAAUAGAUAUAAUAAUAACAGGUUUAAUAAUAACAACCAUGGUGGAUAUCAACCAAGAGAUUAUAAUAACAACAAUGGGAUGGCUCAACAAAAUAAUCAAAACGCAAUUUUUGUUGGUGAUUUAACACAAUCCAUUCAAGAACCUCAUUUACAAAAUUCAUUUAAAGAGUUUGGCGAAAUUGUUUCAAUUAGAAUAUUCCCACAAAGAGGUUUUGCGUUUGUAAAUUUUAAAGAUAGUGAAUCUGUAGAAAAAGCAAUAAAUGGUAUGAAUGGUGGCUUAAUUGAAGGUAUAGCUGUUAAAGUUGGCCACUCAAAUGCAGGCUCAAAACUUAAUAACAGAGGACCACCAAGAUAUAAUAAUAACUUUAAUAAUAAUAGCCCAUAUGGAGGCGGCGGUUUACCAUUUAAUAAAAAUCCAAACUACAAUAACAACCAACACUUUAAUAAUGGUCCAAAUAAUCCAAACUAUGAAGGUAAUAAUCCAUACCCCAAUAGACCCAAUGAUCAUUACAACAAUAAUAACAACAACCAACACAUAAAUAAUGGUAAUGGUCAAUAUAUAGCGAACAAUGACCAAAAUGAAAACAAUAAUGAUAAUAAUGAAAGUAAUACCGCAUCACCACCAGAAAACAUCGAAACAGGCAAUGAUCCAAAAGCAGCCUAUUACGAUCUUCUUGACAGGAACCAAGAAAAAUUCUAUCCAAACACAGAAAAAUCAAAUAAUGGAGAAAAUAUAACAAACAUUGAGUCACAAAUCCCGCAAAGACCAAUACCAAAAUACGAUUACGACAGUUAA